Molecule: messenger RNA, 1920 nt
Organism: Lontra canadensis (Northern American river otter)
Lineage: Eukaryota; Metazoa; Chordata; Mammalia; Carnivora; Mustelidae
Gene: CHST2
Product: carbohydrate sulfotransferase 2
Exons: 1
Coding region: 32-1633 (533 amino acids)
Biological process (GO): carbohydrate metabolic process; sulfur compound metabolic process; N-acetylglucosamine metabolic process
Cellular component (GO): Golgi membrane
Molecular function (GO): N-acetylglucosamine 6-O-sulfotransferase activity
Source: RefSeq, a predicted model, not a curated record
CGCCGCGCCGCCGGCCCCGGCUGUGCCUGUGAUGAGCCGCAGCCCGCCGCGAGCCCUGCCCCCGGGCGCGCCCCCCCGGUUGCUCCCGGCUGCGCCUGCCGCCGCGCCGCGCGCCCUGCUCCCGCCGUGGCCCAGGCGCCCGGGCCGUCGCUGGCCCGCGUCCCCGCUCGGAAUGAAGGUGUUUCGCAGGAAGGCGCUGGUGCUGUGCGCGGGCUAUGCGCUGCUGCUGGUGCUCACCAUGCUCAACCUCCUGGACUACAAGUGGCACAAGGAGCCGCUGCAGCAAUGCAGCCCCGACGGGCCGCUGGGUGCCGCGGCGGGGGCGGCUGGGGGCGGCUGGGCGCGCCCGGGGCCGCCUCCGGCUGUGCCGCCCCGCGCACACACCCGCUUGGACACUCGUACUCCGUACCGCCUUCCUGCCGCCGCAGGCGUCGGGGUGGCCCCAGCCGCCGCCGCAGCAGCAGGGGCAGCGGGGGCCGUGGCCCCUCCUCGCAAUGGCACUCGGGGCACCGGGGGUAGCGGAGAAAAGAGGCAGUUGGUGUAUGUGUUCACCACGUGGCGCUCGGGCUCAUCUUUCUUCGGUGAGCUCUUCAACCAGAACCCCGAGGUGUUCUUUCUCUACGAGCCAGUGUGGCAUGUGUGGCAAAAACUGUACCCAGGGGACGCUGUUUCUCUGCAAGGGGCUGCGCGGGACAUGCUGAGCGCUCUCUAUCGCUGCGACCUCUCGGUCUUCCAGCUGUACAGCCCCGCGGGUAGCGGGGGGCGCAACCUCACCACGCUGGGCAUUUUCGGGGCAGCCACCAACAAGGUGGUGUGCUCCUCGCCGCUGUGCCCCGCCUACCGCAAGGAGGUCGUGGGGCUGGUGGAUGACCGCGUGUGCAAGAAGUGCCCGCCGCAGCGCCUGGCACGCUUUGAGGAGGAGUGCCGCAAGUACCACACGCUGGUCAUCAAGGGCGUGCGUGUCUUCGACGUGGCCGUGUUGGCGCCCCUGCUGCGCGAUCCCGCCCUGGACCUCAAGGUCAUCCACCUAGUGCGCGAUCCUCGUGCUGUGGCCAGCUCACGCAUCCGCUCGCGCCACGGGCUUAUCCGAGAGAGCCUUCAGGUGGUGCGCAGCCGGGACCCACGAGCCCACCGCAUGCCCUUCCUGGAGGCCGCUGGCCACAAGCUGGGCGUCAAGAAGGAGGGCGUGGGCGGCCCGGCGGACUACCACGCGCUUGGCGCUAUGGAGGUCAUCUGCAACAGCAUGGCCAAGACACUCCAGACGGCCCUGCAGCCCCCUGACUGGCUGCAAGGCCACUACCUGGUCGUGCGGUACGAGGACCUGGUGGGAGACCCCGUCAAGACCCUACGGAGGGUGUACGACUUUGUGGGGCUGCUGGUGAGCCCCGAAAUGGAACAGUUUGCCCUCAACAUGACCAGCGGCUCAGGCUCCUCCUCUAAGCCUUUCGUAGUGUCCGCGCGGAAUGCCACGCAGGCCGCCAACGCCUGGCGGACGGCCCUCACCUUCCAGCAGAUCAAACAGGUGGAGGAGUUUUGCUACCAGCCCAUGGCCGUGCUGGGCUAUGAGCGGGUCAAUAGCCCCGAGGAGGUCAAAGACCUCAGUAAGACCCUGCUCCGGAAGCCCCGGCUCUGAGAGCGUUUCCUGGGAGAGCCGACUCCCGGUGGAGACGCCCACAGGAGGACUGUGGUGUAUUUAAACAAAAACAGCCCAGACCCAAACUGAGGAAGCCCACAUAUUCUAUUAUAGAUAUAUAAUAUAAAUAACCACACAGGCACUUGCUGUCAAUGUUUUGAGUCAUUGAAUUUCAAGGAACAGCCACAAUAUACACACAUCUCAGCAAAGGCAAGACUUGAAAGUUCUGACCAGCUCCCCCACCCCCUCUCCCCUGCCUCUUCUCCUUUCCUUUUUCUCCCCUUUCC